Messenger RNA from Moneuplotes crassus, 1584 nucleotides. Lineage: Eukaryota; Ciliophora; Spirotrichea; Euplotida; Euplotidae. The record is from the annotation of a GenBank genome assembly.
AUAUGAUUCAAGGAAUGCCAAGGUGCAAGACUUAUAUGGAUUGAGAGAAGAUCGCAUAUAUGGUCAGAAAGAGUGCGGAUAAUGCUCUCAAACAAGAUUUGUUCGUCUGUUCGAUGUGUAUGAUGACUCAUUACUCUGACCAGGUUUCAGAGCCUAUCCCUGAGAUUGACCCAAUUACUGAAUGCCUCAACAGUGCCCAACACAACCUCAACAAGAUCGAAUGCUUCAGACAACAACAUAAGCUUGAUGAAGUCUGGGAUGGAGUGCUACCCCAACUUGAAGAGUUCAACACGACCUACAAAAAACUCAAAGAAGAGCUUCAAGCAAUUAAGGCCAAUGGGCGUUGGAACAAGCUUGUUGACUUUCAGGUGGAGAUUAAGACUUUUUUGAACUUGAUCUUCGACUCGGAACUGAUGAAGAAGUUCAACAGAGAGCUUCACUGCAGAGAGUUCAAAGAGUCCAAAUCCGCAGAUUCUAUGACUAAUUAUAUGUCCCAGGCAGCUGUCAGAGCUAAAGUUCAAGAAAUUCAACAAACAAUCAUUGCUGAACAAGUGAACCCUCUGAAGGAAGUCCUGAGAAGAGCAACUGAGAGAGACAGAGAGAAGAACGCCCAACUGGAGAGAUUGGAGCAAGACAAGGAAGAGCUCGAUCAGACAAUUCAGGCUUUGACGCAAGAGAAGAAUAGCUUCGAGCAAGUUUCCUCAGAAAGACAACAAGAAAUCUUAAACCUUACUCAAACAGCUCAGACUCUCACAGAAGAACAGAAAACCAACAAUGGCCUAAUUGAAGAGAUGAAGGAGCAAAUACUUAACCUGGAUAAUACUUUAGAGCAGUCCAAACACACUCUCAGCUACCAAGAAUUCAAAAAGAUUCAAAAUUCAAUCUGCGGGUCUUCAAAUUCAUUCAACGAGUCUUCAUCCGUUUGCAUUAACUUGAGCAAUACUUCUAGCCAAGACUUAUUGAAGACCUUGCAGCUGUUCAGACUCCCUCCUCUAGCCAGUCUAGAUGUCUGCAAAAUUUAUAACUUCAAUCAUCCGGAAGUAAUAACUAAGUUUAUAGAGAACUCUCUGAGCGAACAUAUUAAAUACUUCCGCUUCAGCACUGGCUCUAUCUCCUACCCUUCAAUCUCUGCCUACAUGGGUUCUCUCCAAAAGACCCUCCCUCUCAUUCCUGACAAAGUAGAACUUGUGCAUUGGGCAAUUACCAAGCAGGAGUUCGAAGACCUCAUGCUUUCUUGUCAGCACUCCAAGUAUGCCUAUUUUUAUGGAUGUAAAAUCUUGACUGACUCAGAAAUCGAUUUCAAAGAUAGAUUAGACCAGGCUUCCUUCACUGCCAUUGAUUUUAAUUACACUGGGCAUAGUGGUUACACCAACUGGAGCGAGGACGGGUUCAUGAAGUUUAAGAAUAUUGUCAAGGGCUUUGCAAAGGUGGAGAGCAUCAAGAACAGGCACAUUGACAUUCAUUUGGGCAACUGUGGAAUGUCAAAGAGUCAGGCUGAGGCGAUAUUGCAAGAAAAUGGAUUGACAAAGAUGAAUGUGAAAGAUCUUUAAUCAGGUAUGUUCAGAAAAUGAGUAAUUCAAUAGA